GAAUUUAUAAAUGGUGGAAAUGGGCUUUAAUACAGAGAUACCACAGAGAGCUCAGUGAGAGUAGUCUUACGAUAAUCUGACACAUUUUGAUCGACAGAUAACAACGACAAUGAAGGGAUUUUUGAUGUUCAUCUUUUUGUUCUUGGCAGCUAUUCAGUGUAUCAUAGGAGAAGCGAACAGGAUAGAUGUGCGUAAAAAACAUGAAAACGACGCGGGGUCUCCCAGCUCUGCCAUAACCACAGGAGUGUGGAAUCAGGAGAAACCAAAGAGACUGUUUUCCAGGACUCGCUAUUUGUCUCAGCAGAGACAUCAUGUGGUGAGAACUAAGCCCAGGCCCGAGGCACCUUCUCCUGUCCAGACUCCAGCACGUCGCUGUGGAGGUCUGAUGGAGAGCUGCUCUUCACUUACUCCCUGCUGCGACCCGUGUGCUUCCUGCCACUGCAGGCUUUUCAAUACAAUCUGUCACUGCUGGAGACUGGGACCCUUCUGCACCAAGAAGACCUAGCAUUUACCAUUUAAUCAACGGUUUUAUAGUAAAUAUAUAUAUCGGUGAAUAUUAACUGGUAUACUCUCCUGAGCUUUGUGAUGGUUUAUGCUCUCAGCAAACAAUAAUUAACUGCAAAAUAUAUAUUUUUCCUUUUUACAGAUGAUUCUGUAUUUAAUGUAGCCUGGUAGUUUUAUUUUCACAUCCAGUAUGUGGUGACAUAUUUCUACUAAGCCUUUUUGAACUAUAAAUAUACUAUUUGCGUUUAGUAUUGUAUUGUUAUGCCGUCCGAUACUCAGCCCACCAGUUGAGAAACAUUGCUAUGUAUCACACAUGCUGCUGCACUAACAUUUAACAAAGGAAUAAUUGUAUUUUUUCCUGUAUAAUGUAUGUGUAAAUUUAUAAGCGAGUUAUUCACUUUCUUUUUUUUUAGCUGAAACUCUGUUGCGACAUGUUUGCCAGUUAUUACAGUGAUCUCCUAUACUGUAGAUCCGUGUUGGCCAAGGCUCUUUUUAUUAAUAUUAUUUGAUGCCAGGGGCAUGUAACAUAAUCUUAACUUCCUUAAACGAUUUAGUCACUAAAAUACCUUUGUAUGAGAAAAGUCAUUUUCGGUGCAGUUAUUGUGAAUGAUAUUGUUUUCAGCCACUCUCAUUUCUAUUGUAACGACUGCAAAUGUUCAGUGUUUGUUUAUAUCCAGAAAAUUACAGCUCUGUUUGCAGAGGCGGACACUACUUAAGUACUUUUACUUUCUACAUUAAAGUAAAUUUUUAAGUAUUUGUAUUUUAUCAGUGUUUUUCUCUGGAGAACACAUUCCAAAGCAUACUGUCAUAAUUUUUACUCCACUACAUUUUAUAAUUUCAAGUUUUUGGUUUAUAUUUAAUAUUUAAGUACAUUAAACAUCUAUUGGUUUUUACUUUUACUCAAGAAAAGUAAAAGUACACAAUUUUUAUGUAAUCAUGUAUUAAAUACAUUUUAAUAUGCAAUAUAAAAGGAAUACACAGUAUGAUUCUAGAAUGUAGUGAACAUUUUUUUAGUAUAAGUACAUUUUUUCCCAAGACAAACACUCUGAUAAAGCACAGAUGCUUGAAAAAUUUACUUAAAAUAUUCAAGUAGUGUCCGCCUCUGUCUGUCUGUGAAUGUAAAGUAUAAGCUUUACUGUGGAUUUAAAGUAAUUUUGAGAGAAAAGUUGUAAACUACUACCCCUCAUCACAUAUUUCUAUCGAUUGUCAGGUCAUAUUGACUGAAUAUUAUUGGGAAAUACACUUUUAUUUUGAAUAAAACAACAUUUAUUAUCCCA
Molecule: messenger RNA, 1781 nt
Organism: Misgurnus anguillicaudatus (oriental weatherfish)
Lineage: Eukaryota; Metazoa; Chordata; Actinopteri; Cypriniformes; Cobitidae
Gene: asip2b
Product: agouti signaling protein, nonagouti homolog (mouse) 2b
Biological process (GO): neuropeptide signaling pathway; hormone-mediated signaling pathway; positive regulation of feeding behavior
Cellular component (GO): extracellular region
Molecular function (GO): type 1 melanocortin receptor binding; neuropeptide hormone activity
Source: RefSeq, a predicted model, not a curated record